Messenger RNA from Equus caballus (horse), 672 nucleotides. Its product is annotated as late cornified envelope protein 3D. The record is from RefSeq and is a predicted model, not a curated record. Lineage: Eukaryota; Metazoa; Chordata; Mammalia; Perissodactyla; Equidae. Gene Ontology annotation, biological process: epidermis development.
AGCUGCAUGCUCAGGCCGUGUAUCACAAACCCAGCACAGGAUAAAAGGGCGCCUGCCCCAGGUUCCUCACCCACAGCCUCCUCAGGAACAGCCUUCUCCUGCCUCCUCUGCAUCGGCUCACUCACCUCCCACCGAGAUGUCCUCCCAGCAGCACCAGCAGCAGUGCCAGCCCCCUCCCAAGUGCCCCUCGCCCAAGUGCCCCCCAAAGAGCCCCGCACAGUGUUUACCUCCAGCCUCCUCGGGCUGUGCUCCAAGCUCCGAGGGCGGCUGCUGCCUGAGCCACCACGGGCGCCGCAGGUCCCACCGAUGCCGGCGCCGGAGCUCCAACUCCUGUGACCGUGGCAGUGGUCAGCAGUCUGGGGGCUCAGGCUGUGGCCAGGGCUCUGGGGGCUGCUGCUGACCUGGGUUCCUGAUUCUGAAAUGAGCAACUCUAGAGGAAACAAGAAUCCAAAGAGCCAAGGAAAAGCCUCAGCUUGAGGCAGCCUUUCUCAGACACCCUAAUCUCCCUUUCUUGGGCUGAGCAGCUGUGAUGUUCACAGGGGCGGGGUGAAUUCUCCCCAGAAGGCUCCACACAUGUAUUUCUAAGGGUCUGUGGGCUCCCCCUCCUCUGUGCCUCACAGUGUUAUCACCUGUGUCUGAUCAUUUAGAGAAAUAAAGUCUUGUCUCACACCA